AUGACGCAUCUACUUCCACCGCCCCUGCUGCGGCUGUUUGCGCCGCGCCCGCCGCUGGAGUACGCGAAACCGCUCCCGGGUGACAAGGAUCCUAAUGCUCGUCCCGCACCGCGAGGCGUCCAGCAGGUGGAGCAAGGCAAGAUCCGUCCCCUAGAAGGUGUGGCGGCGUUUCUCGAGCGAGCACGGCAGGAAAUCAGUCAGCACCCCACAGACACGGCAGAAGAGUCGGAUGCGGUGGUCACACAAACAGAAAUGCGACGUGAGGCUCGUGCGAAGGAGCGUGCGGAGACGCAGAAGCGCAUGAUGGACACAUACCGGCCCAAAGAAGAUACCCACGCGGCAGGCGACCCAUUCAAGACGCUCUUUGUGGCGCGCCUGUCAUAUGAUACCACAGAGCGUGAGCUGGCGCAUGAAUUUGAGAGAUACGGGCGCAUUGAAGAUAUCCACUUGGUACGUGACAAGCACGGCCGGAGUCGAGGGUAUGCGUUUCUGCUAUUUGAUCGUGAGCGAGAUAUGCGGACGGCCUAUUCGCGUGCUGAGGGCGUGCACAUUGAUGGACGUCGCGUGCUCGUGGAUGUCGAGCGCGGGCGCACCGUGUCGGACUGGAAGCCCAAGCGACUGGGCGGGGGCCUGGGAGGCCAAUCGCGCAAGCCCAAGCAAAAGGUGGUGGUAGACUUGACGCGGGGACCACGCGGCUAUGGCGGAUUCCGCGGCGGACGCGGCGGUGGAUUCCGCGGACGUGGUCGUGGACGUGGUGGAUUCCGCGGCGGCGGCGGCGGUGCUCGCGACAGCGGCCGUGAUCGCAGCUACGGCGGCGACCGCUUCAGUCGCCCGCGCGAUCACAGUUACCGUGAUAGAGAUGGUCUGCACGAUGGGAGUGGCGGCUCGCUGUCGUACGGUGCACCGAUGCGCACGUACGACGACCGCGCUCCCAAGCGCAUGCGGUACGAUGCAUGGCCGUAG
Malassezia restricta is the source of this 963-nucleotide messenger RNA. RefSeq names its product U1 small nuclear ribonucleoprotein 70kDa. NCBI's taxonomy places the organism in Eukaryota, Fungi, Basidiomycota, Malasseziomycetes, Malasseziales, Malasseziaceae. Bases 1 to 963 code for a protein of 320 amino acids. Gene Ontology annotation, molecular function: mRNA binding; U1 snRNA binding. Gene Ontology annotation, biological process: mRNA splicing, via spliceosome. Gene Ontology annotation, cellular component: U2-type prespliceosome; U1 snRNP; precatalytic spliceosome. The record is from RefSeq and is a predicted model, not a curated record. The transcript has a single exon.